UUAACGGAAUACGGAACGGUUACUUUGAGGACAUUUUUUGCCAUAAAAAAAAAAAAAAACUGCGUUACAAGUAUUGUGUGUAAUCUUCUUCGCAAUGCAGACUUUUCUUCGGCAAAGGUAGAUACUGAAAAAGAAAAUAAUUAGCCCAGUGCUUUUGUCAAACAUUUUGUUAAGGUUCACCAGACAACGGCAUUUGAUUUGCGACGCUGGGGCUUGCAGGAACCAACUGCACCUUUUAUCCAGAAACUUCCCCAGGCUAUGCUAAAUGAGCUGGAUUAUCUUUACGUCCUAAUACUCGAUUCCUAACCGUAGGUGGGCUUUAAGUUUUUCCGGAUAACGUAUUGUGAUGUAAAGGUUAUUUUCUCUGCUGACAAUUUAGGUGUUAUUGCUUAACACUUGCAACAUGGCUGCUGUGGCAGCAGGGAGAAAAGUUUAACUGACGUGGGAGAAGUUUGGUGCAUUCAUGAGCUGUUGUCCGCUCCGUAAAGUGGGAAGGAGUCGCCUCUAGUGUGACACCACCAUCUUCAGACCCAAAGCAGUGGAGGAACCGUGUCAGAGCCUCCUCCUUCCUCCUCCGUAGUCACUGCAGUGGACUUUUUCGGGUAGUGGUGGUGCCUUGCUCCCCAUCUCAGGCAGGCACGGCUCUGGAGGCGUUCAAGGACCAUCACCAUAUCAACUGACUGGAGGCUGUGUUUCGAGCUAAAAUGCAUUUCUCCAUACCCGAAACGGAAGUGUGCUCUGGGGAAAAUGGUUCAACCUAUGUGGCCUACAACAUCCACGUCAACGGUGUGCUGCACUGUCGGGUACGCUACAGACAACUUCUUGGUCUCCAUGAACAGAUAAAGAAAGAAUAUGGCAGCAAUGUGGUGCCCUCCUUCCCCCCAAAGAAGAUCUUCACCCUGACCCCCGCUGAGGUCGAACAGAGACGAGAACAGCUUGAGAAAUACAUGCAGGCUGUUCGUCAGCAUCCUUUGCUUGGAAGCAGCGAGAUGUUCAACAGCUUUCUAAGAAAAGCGCAGCAGGACACCCAACAGAUUCCCACUGAAGAGGUCACUUUAGACAUCUGGCUCUCCAGUGGUCAGAAGGUUACUGUCAACAUUCUGACCUCGGAUCAGACGGAGGAUGUUCUUGAUGCUGUUGCAACAAAACUGGACCUCCCAGAGGACCUUGUGGGAUAUUUCAGUCUCUUCUUGGUCCGUGAAAGCGUGGAUGGAAGUUUAACGUUUGUCCGGAGGCUGCAGGAGUUUGAGUUGCCUUACGUGUCCAUAACCAGCCUGCAAAGCUCUGAAUUUCACAUAGUCUUACGGAAAAGCUACUGGGACAUGGCGUACGAUAGUGAUGUAAUGGACAACAGAGUCGGCUUGAAUUUACUUUACGGACAGACGGUGUCUGACAUUGAGCGAGGCUGGAUACUCGUCAACAAAGAGCAGCACAGGCAGCUCAAAUCCCUGCAGGAGAAAGGCUCCAAGAAAGAAUUUAUCCACCUAUGUCAGACUCUGAAAUAUUACGGUUAUAUAAAGUUUGAUCCAUGCAUCACCGACUUCCCUGAGAAGGACUGCCAAGUCAUCAUCAGCACCGGCAACAAUGAGCUCAAUUUCCACGUCAAGCUGCCCAAUGAGCAGAUGAAGGAGGGAAGCUUCAAGGUCACACGGAUGAGGUGCUGGCGAGUCACGUCGUCUCAAGUCCCAAUAUCCAAUGGUACAAGUAACCCCUGCAGUUCAAGCAAGUCUGAAGUGAAACUGGAGCUCGCCUUCGAGUAUCUUAUGAGCAAGGAUCGUCUGCAGUGGGUCACCAUCACCAGUCAGCAGGCCAUCAUGAUGAGCAUCUGCCUGCAGUCUAUGGUGGAUGAAUUAAUGGUAAAGAAGUCAGGAGGCAGCAUAAAGAAGAUGCUGAGGAAGCGACACAAUGGCUCCAUUCACCGUUCUGACAGUCAGCAAGCUGUGAAAUCUCCCCCUCUACUGGACUCUCCUGAUCCAAACCGGGAACAAGUUGUCAAACUCUCGACCAAGCUGAACUCAGUGUCUCUCAGAGGGAUCAGCGCCUCCAACUCCGCAAAUGACAUCAGCAGCGACGACUUUCAUGGCAACUACGCUUUUGAGGGAAUUGGGGAUGACGACCUGUAAACCGUGAUUCACCUCCGCCCCCCCUUUUCAUUCCACUGUUAACUAUGACGACAAAGAUUACGAGCUGAGCCAAGCGUUCCACACUUUUCCAUUUCUGCAAGAUUCUAGCUGCUUCCUGGCUGCCUUAAGCUCUCAUUUAACCUUCGUUUCUUAAGACUGAAAACUCAUUUUGACUUUUAUUAUAGUGCUAACCACCUGUUUCCAACUACAAUACUGGACUGCACGAAGAAACCCUGGGUUCUCCCUUGAGUGUCUGCACGCUCAAAUGUCAGGCUAGACCAGCCACUAGUGAUUAUAUAACCUAGAAGUGAGCAAAUAAUUAUUUCAACCAUCCAGCAAUUUUCAGUAAAUGCUUUUCAAAUUUAUUCCACAGCUGUCAAUAGCAGUGGUUCCCAACCAUAG
This is a messenger RNA of Nematolebias whitei (Rio pearlfish), 2525 nucleotides long. It is a transcript of the gene snx17, whose product is annotated as sorting nexin 17. The transcript is spliced from 15 exons. Lineage: Eukaryota; Metazoa; Chordata; Actinopteri; Cyprinodontiformes; Rivulidae. Gene Ontology annotation, molecular function: phosphatidylinositol binding. Bases 705 to 2123 code for a protein of 472 amino acids. Gene Ontology annotation, biological process: intracellular protein transport; signal transduction. Gene Ontology annotation, cellular component: early endosome. The record is from RefSeq and is a predicted model, not a curated record.